GCGGUGAAAGAAGGGGAGUCAGUCAGUCUGUCCGGAGGACACUAAGGGAAUGCUCAGACCUCCCACCAACAUGGCUGCCUUCAGAGCUGCACACCGGCUGCUAGGUCACAUUUUGAGGAAUGAGAGUUCGGCCGGUUUGGUGACUCAACGGUGGAGCUCGAGUGCUGCCGUCGCCUCUGUGCCCAAGAGCAGCGACCCAAAACCACAUGCUCAGCCAGAUAAGAGGAAACCCAAAACUGGGAUCCUCAUGCUGAACAUGGGAGGCCCAGAGACCCUAGAUGAUGUCCAUGGCUUUCUUCUCAGAUUAUUUCUGGACAAAGACCUCAUGACCCUUCCAGCACAAAGCAAACUUGCACCUUUUAUUGCCAAACGCCGCACACCAAAAAUACAGGAACAGUACAGUAAAAUUGGCGGAGGAUCCCCGAUCAAAAAAUGGACGGAACAGCAAGGAGAAGGCAUGGUUAAGCUGCUAGACGAACUCUCUCCAGCCACAGCACCCCAUAAAUAUUACAUUGGGUUCCGCUAUGUGCGUCCGCUAACUGAGGCUGCUAUUGAAGAGAUGGAGAGGGAUGGAGUGGAGAGAGCAAUCGCCUUUACUCAGUACCCACAGUAUAGCUGCUCCACUACAGGAAGCAGCCUGAAUGCAAUUUAUCGCUAUUAUAAUGCAAAAGGGACGCAGCCGAAGAUGAAGUGGAGCGUCAUAGACCGAUGGCCGACCCAUCCUCUCCUUAUCCAGUGUUUUGCUGAUCACAUCCAGAAGGAGCUGAACAUGUUUCCUGCAGACAAGAGAGGAGAAGUAGUCAUUCUGUUCUCUGCCCACUCAUUGCCCAUGUCUGUUGUGAAUCGGGGAGAUCCGUAUCCGCAGGAAGUCGGGGCGACGGUACAGAAAGUUAUGGAGAGGCUUGGUUUUUCUAACCCUUACCGGCUGGUCUGGCAAUCCAAGGUUGGCCCUAUGGCCUGGCUGGGGCCCCAGACGGAUGAAUCCAUUAAAGGCCUUUGUCAGAGAGGGAAAAAAAAUAUCCUGUUGGUGCCCAUCGCCUUCACAAGUGACCACAUUGAAACCUUAUAUGAGCUGGAUAUUGAAUAUGCUCAGGUUUUGGCCAAGGAGUGCGGAGUUGAAAACAUCAGAAGAUCCGAAUCCCUUAAUGGAAAUCCAUUGUUCUCCAAGGCUCUAGCGGAUUUAGUCCUUUCCCAUAUGAAGUCCAGUGAAAUCUGCUCCAAACAGUUAUCCCUGCGAUGCCCGAUGUGUGUGAACCCUGUAUGCGGGGAAGCCAAGUCUUUCUUCACUAAGCAGCAGCAGCAGUAAGCGGAACGCGUGGGGGACAGUACUUCCAUACGGCGCCCCUAAGCUGUGUAUUUUCAUACAGCAUUACCUGAGGGUUUUUUUUUGUUUUCACUCACCAUGAUACUUUUUAUCUGAAAUAUAUGCCUUUUGUAUUUGUAACUUUU
This is a messenger RNA of Xenopus laevis (African clawed frog), 1449 nucleotides long. It is a transcript of the gene fech.L, whose product is annotated as ferrochelatase L homeolog. Gene Ontology annotation, biological process: heme biosynthetic process. Gene Ontology annotation, molecular function: protoporphyrin ferrochelatase activity. Lineage: Eukaryota; Metazoa; Chordata; Amphibia; Anura; Pipidae. The record is from RefSeq and is marked provisional. Gene Ontology annotation, cellular component: mitochondrial inner membrane; mitochondrion.